Molecule: messenger RNA, 1900 nt
Organism: Monomorium pharaonis (pharaoh ant)
Lineage: Eukaryota; Metazoa; Arthropoda; Insecta; Hymenoptera; Formicidae
Exons: 3
Coding region: 387-1346 (319 amino acids)
Source: RefSeq, a predicted model, not a curated record
UCAAAUAUUAACAAGAAUAAAAUGAUAACUAGGGACACUCAGGUAAUGUUUUUUCUAGAUUCUAAACGCAUCAGCUUAAUUUGAUAUGGACAAAGAGAAACUUAAUUCUUUCUGAUAGUGAUGAACAUUUAUAAUGAUAUGGUGAUAUGGACCAUUUUUCCCGGCACGUCUUUCUAUGUCUGGCCGCUCGAUGGCAGCAUACUCUCUUCUCAAAUGCUGAAGCUGAAGCUGAACUUGCAAGUUUGCAUCAUUUCGUGGUUUCUAUGGUCUCUUUAAUUAUUAGCUUCAAUUUGCUUUAGUAAUCGACACUUAUAUUUCCGUAAAUGUAAUGUUCCAAAGUUCCAACAUGAUAGUCCACGUAUACUUUAUAUUCGAAACUUCGUUGAAUGUUUAUCUGGUUACUCCGUAGCAUCAAAACGAUUCAUGUCAAUGUAAUACACACUCGUUUCUUUUGUUUAUGUCAUUAUCCAAGCAAGAUGAGUUCCAGUACUCUUACUGCAAGAGCAGAGGAAUAUUUCUACAAUAUAAAUUCUAUAGCUCAGAAAAUCGGCGAGGAUAUAAUCGCGACGAAAGAUGCUUAUGAAGGCCUGUGGAACACCUUGAACACUGCGGAGCGCAAUCAAGCCAUCAAUGAGACGAUAAUUCAGCCUGAGGUAGCUCUGAAGUAUACCUCGAAGAAGUUCGAGUUAAGCAGGGAGUUACCUGAGUGGUAUCCAAAGCUGCGUAUACAAACUGGAAUGAAAUAUGUCAUAGAUGAAACUGGUUCAACGUUACGAUGGCGAGAUGAGCACUCUGCGCCAUUUUCAUUUAUGACUCAAUCGCAGAUGAAUCUAAGCCUGAUAGAUUCCAACGAAGAUGUGACAUCCAGAUCGAUGAGGACUCACUUCGGCGAAUUACCACAUUUUUCUAGUCCCGCGAGGGCACAGAGGAACAAUUCUUUAUUAAAUGAUAAUUACAGCCCCACGCAUCAAGUCGAUUGUUAUUCAUCAGAUUGUUAUGCCAGCGAUCUAUUUGAGAGCGAUCAGUGCAGCGACUUACUAACAAACGAAAUCGACGAACAUUCAGACAGUAUAUUUGCUAAAUUGAUCAACAAGACUUCUUUAUUGAAAUUACAAGGCAAUGUCGAGGACGACCUAGAGAGUUUGGUAAGAGACUCCGAUACAGACAAAAGCCAAUCUAAUACCUUAGUAGUGACGUCGCGAACGAAAUCGAGCGAAAUAAAUGAAUCAACGGCUCUGUUGGAGACGCCCAGCUCCUACAGUAGUUUUCAGUCAUCCCAAUUGAACCAAGAGGAGGAAGAGAGAAGUAUACCAAAGACUGGAUUUGAGUUCCUUGAUAAUUGGUAAACUCAUUCCAUUGUGAAAAAAUUCAAUUUUUUAAUGCUUUUCUACAUAUAAACGAUAUUUCUAUAAUAAUCUAAGAAUGUAUCUUGCGUAUAUGAAAAUGUUCGAAUAAUGCAUUUAAUUACUCGAUUGCUAUAUAUUAUAUAAAAUUAUGCAUGCAUGUGUUUUAUGUAAAAACUGAGUGUAUUUAUGCGUGCAAAGACAGAAUAUUUUUUACAGUAUAGUUCUUAAAAAGAUUCUUUAUGUCUACAUUUUAUAAUGUCUUUUCUUAUUUAUAUUAUAUUCUACUGGAUAUCACUUAUAUAAUAGAUGAUUCAAAGAAUUAAAUAAUGAAGACUGAAAACAAAUAAUUUCCAAAGAAUUUCCAAAGAAGAAAGAAGUUUGUAGAAGAUGUAAUUUUAGAUCUCGAGAUAUGAUAUCAUGUAUCUUUUAAAUAUCAAAUAAUAUAUAACCAUUUUAGAUUUGUUACCUUUUUUAUAGCAUUGUAUUUUAUAAUAUAAAAAAAUAUACACAUUGUAUAUGAACUAAUAAAUGAGCUUAGUGCAUUUUGCAAGUAU